Messenger RNA from Metarhizium robertsii ARSEF 23, 459 nucleotides. RefSeq names its product HAT dimerization. The record is from RefSeq and is a predicted model, not a curated record. NCBI's taxonomy places the organism in Eukaryota, Fungi, Ascomycota, Sordariomycetes, Hypocreales, Clavicipitaceae. The coding region runs from base 1 to 459 and encodes 152 amino acids. The transcript has a single exon.
AUGUCAGCUCAUGCUAGGAUCAGAGCAAGGAAACCACUCGAUUUAGUCAUUGACAACGAUACGCGAUGGCUUUCUCAACUAUAUAUGCUUAGGCGAGCCAUCACCCUCCGCCCAUACAUCGAGCAGCUUAUAUUGAAGCAUCGCCAGCAAUGGGAGCAAGAUAACAGAUCGAAGAGGUCAGAGAAUCUUCGGAAAUCAGCCAAGGUGCCGCGGAUUUGGUUGGAAGAAAACCAGCUGACGUUUCAUGAUUGGGCUGUCCUCGAGCACCUUGCUACGCUUUUGGGGUUCUACGAGGAUGCCGUCAAGACUCUGGAAGGCGACGGUCAGCAGCACAAGCGGAAGGGCGGAUGGUUGGGCUCCUAUGGGAAUAUAUGGGAAGUCAUCCAAGGAUUUGAGUUCCUUCUGGAGGUUCUCGAGGAGUAUAAGCAGCUUGCAUCUGGAAUGCCGGACCCAGAGUAG